CGAAACAAAUUGCUCAGAACUCAGUUUAUUGUGCGGCGCGGUGCUGUUUAUAACGAUACAUUGUAUUACCCUUGCAAAUAUUGCUGCGGUCCACUAAUUAAUGCUCAAUCAUGCCGAAAAUUGAUGCUGAAACACAAAAGCUCUACGACGAGAUCAAUGGAAUGAUACAAAAGUUCAAGGAGGACCAAAAGUCCAAAGCGGAUUGCUCGAUAACCGACAAAUGCGGUGAUAUGGGCGAUGUGCCCAAGAUCCGCUUUUCGUCGAAGAAAAUUCUCAAGGGGCACAUCAACAAGGUGAACUCCGUGCACUUCGCCGGGGACUCGCGCCACUGCGUCACUGGAUCCCUGGAUGGCAAGCUGAUCAUCUGGGACACAUGGACCGCCAACAAGGUGCAGAUCAUCCCCUUGAGAUCCGCCUGGGUGAUGACGGUAGCCUUCUCGCCGUCGGGCAACUUUGUGGCCUGCGGAGGAAUGGACAACCAGUGCACCGUGUACGACGUCAACAACCGAGACGCCUCCGGAGUGGCCAAGAUGGUCAAGGAGCUGAUGGGCUACGAGGGUUUCCUCAGCUCUUGCCGUUUUCUGGACGAUGGACAUCUGAUCACCGGCUCGGGCGACAUGAAAAUCUGCCAUUGGGACCUGGAGAAGGGUGUCAAGACGAUGGAUUUCAAUGGACAUGCUGGUGACAUUGCUGGGUUAUCCCUGUCGCCUGAUAUGAAGACUUAUAUCACCGGCUCUGUGGAUAAAACUGCCAAGCUGUGGGAUGUACGCGAACAGGGCCACAAGCAGAUGUUCUUUGGCCACGACAUGGAUGUAUCCUCUGUCUGCUACCAUCCCAGUGGCUUCGGUUUCGCCUCCUGCUCGGAGGAUCAGACGGCGCGCAUGUACGACCUGCGGGCGGACCAGCAAAUCGGACUGUACGAGCCGCCCCAGAAGAACACGGGCUUCACUUCGUGCGCUCUAUCGACCAGCGGGCGCUACCUCAUGUGCGCCGGCAUUGAGGGCAAUGUGCAUUCGUGGGAUACAAUGAAGCAGCGGCACACGGGCACCCUGUCUGGGCACGAGAACCGCAUCACUUGCAUCAGCCUCUGCCCCAAUGGCAUGUGUCUAGCCUCCACCAGUUGGGAUCAGCAAGUGCGUCUCUGGCUAUAAUCGGCUCUGAUCUGCGUUCAAUAUCGUCCACUGCAAAUGUUACGUUUAUGCGCGCGAUUUAUUUGCAAAUAAUAAUUGGGUAAAUGUCAGCUUGCAGUUAGUCAACACACUUGGUAAGACUUUCACUUUUAACGAGUGUUCGAGUCGAUAAAUUAUACAUGUUUCGCAUGGAAUCACGACUAACUUUGUGAGAUUCGUUCAUUUAUGAAAUUUAUAUUUGCAAACAAAUCGCUAAUGUAAUAAUUAAGUAAUAAUGAGAACGUAGUUUCCAGUAAUUAGCGAGUGCAGAUUGCAUGUGCGAGAAUAAAAUGAACAAAGUAGCACAGCAA
Molecule: messenger RNA, 1480 nt
Organism: Drosophila kikkawai
Lineage: Eukaryota; Metazoa; Arthropoda; Insecta; Diptera; Drosophilidae
Gene: Gbeta76C
Product: guanine nucleotide-binding protein subunit beta-2
Biological process (GO): G protein-coupled receptor signaling pathway
Cellular component (GO): heterotrimeric G-protein complex; cytoplasm
Molecular function (GO): protein binding; signaling receptor complex adaptor activity
Source: RefSeq, a predicted model, not a curated record